Molecule: messenger RNA, 1568 nt
Organism: Sinocyclocheilus anshuiensis
Lineage: Eukaryota; Metazoa; Chordata; Actinopteri; Cypriniformes; Cyprinidae
Gene: mtx3
Product: metaxin 3
Exons: 9
Coding region: 28-972 (314 amino acids)
Biological process (GO): mitochondrion organization
Cellular component (GO): SAM complex; cytoplasm
Source: RefSeq, a predicted model, not a curated record
CUGGGAUGCUCAGUGGUGCACACCAACAUGGCGGAACCCAUGGAGCUGCUCUGCUGGGGAGGCGACUGGGAUCUGCCAUCCGUGCACACAGACUCUCUCAUCGUGCUGGCAUAUGCAAAAUUUUCAGAUGCAAAGCUUGCAGUAAAGUCUAUUGACUGGACAUGGAGGACUAUCACAGCAUCUGUGCCACAACUACACUAUGAGGGAUCCGCAGUCACAGAACCAACACAAAUUCUAAACUUCCUACGAAAACAGAGAUUCAAUGCCGACUAUGAGUUGACAGCUAAGCAAGGUGCAGAUACAAUGGCUUAUAUCGCCCUCCUGGAGGAAAAGCUGCGGCCAGCACUGCUGCACACAUUCUGGGUGGACGCAGAGAACUAUGCUAACCUGACCCGACCCUGGUUUACGUCACAUUCCCCGUUCCCCCUUAACUUCUUUGUACCGGGUCGACAGGCCAGCUUGGCUCUGUCCCGCAUCUUACUGACUAAAGCAGAGUCGCCAUUGCUGAACAUCACAGAAGUAGAGGGAAAGAUCUACAGUGAAGCCAAAGAGUGCCUGAAUUUGCUCUCCCACAGACUUGGGAACUUCCAUUUCUUCUUUGGAGACACGCCUACAAGCCUGGACGCCUUUGUCUUUGGCCAUAUCGCCCCUCUAAUUAAAGCCCCUCUGCCCAGUGGGCAGCUUCAGAAGCACCUGAACCAACUUGAUAACCUCUGCCAGUUCUGCAACACCAUCCUUAAAAACUACUUUACCGAUGCCUCUGCUGAGAAGAGAACAGACUGCUCACCGACGGCUAUCCAUGAUCCUGUCGAUGCAAACCUCCAGAAACUGACACAACUUGUUAACAAAGAGUCCAACCUUAUUGAAAAGAUGGAUGACAAUCUUCGCAGCAGUCCACAGCACAGACCGCACAGACAUGAGUCCAAACCCUUGGCCCUGGCCGGCGAGAGGAACUCGACCCCUCCCUCAUAAACACCUUGUAUCAAAGCACUGACUUUACCAUCAUUGAUUUAUUUUCCAUUGAAAUUGAAAUAUUUCCAAAUGUUAUUUAUAAUUUAACAUACUUUUGCAGUCAUAAUAAAUUAAUACUAGCUUUUCAUGAGGAAGUUGUUGAAAUGUGUUACAAAAUCUAACACUCAAAUCAACAACAACAUAAAGGGCUUGAUAAAUGGGCAUUCUUCAUCUGUUGUAUUUAAAAAUCAUUAGCACAUGUGGCAACUACAUAUAAAAAGGAAAUUGCUUUUUAGUAGCCUAAUAUAAACAUUGAGCUGACAAUUGAUGACUUAAGAUACCAAUGCCAUAGUUUAAAAGAGAAGUGAGUUGCAUUUUCCAGGAUCAGUUUUUUCCCUAGCGGUCAUUGGCUUUGAAUCAACUUUGAAUGCACUAGCUGGCUUUCCAAAUGCAAAAGGUUUUGUGUGUUUUAUGAUGUUUUUAUUUAUUUUUUCAAUCCUGCCCCAGCACAAUUACAGGUACAUUAAAAGCUUUAUGGUUUAUAUACUAGGUGUUCAGCUUUUUUUUUUUUUUAGAGUUGUUUAUAAUAACCAAAUUAGGAGUUGAAAUUUGUACAU